This is a messenger RNA of Acinonyx jubatus (cheetah), 4923 nucleotides long. RefSeq names its product exocyst complex component 5 (gene EXOC5). Gene Ontology annotation, cellular component: exocyst; cytoplasm. Gene Ontology annotation, biological process: Golgi to plasma membrane transport; exocytosis. Bases 217 to 2343 code for a protein of 708 amino acids. NCBI's taxonomy places the organism in Eukaryota, Metazoa, Chordata, Mammalia, Carnivora, Felidae. The record is from RefSeq and is a predicted model, not a curated record. The transcript has 18 exons.
CGCGGGCGGCGCCGGGAGGCAGCUGACAGGCGUCUGCGCCUUCGCUUCAUGGCCGCCCUCCCGCCCCGCCUGGGCUCUGUGGGGAGUGGGGGAGCCCGCGGCGGCCGGGAGCCAGAGCUGGCGAGCCGAGCAGGGGGCAGUGCGCGGCGCCGCUGAGGCGCAGCAUGUGAAGAGGAGACGGCUUCCAGUGCGAGGCGAGCCUCUCAGCCGGCCGGGAUGGCUACGACGGCCGAGCUCUUCGAGGAGCCUUUUGUGGCAGAUGAGUAUAUUGAAAGACUUGUGUGGAGAACCCCAGGAGGAGGCUCUAGAGGGGGACCUGAAGCUUUUGAUCCCAAAAGGUUAUUAGAAGAAUUUGUAAAUCAUAUUCAAGAACUCCAGAUAAUGGAUGAAAGGAUUCAAAGGAAAGUAGAGAAACUAGAGCAACAGUGUCAGAAAGAAGCCAAGGAAUUUGCCAAGAAGGUACAAGAGCUCCAGAAAAGCAAUCAGGUUGCCUUCCAACAUUUCCAAGAACUAGAUGAGCACAUCAGCUAUGUAGCAACCAAGGUCUGUCACCUUGGAGACCAGUUGGAAGGGGUAAACACACCUAGACAACGGGCAGUGGAGGCUCAGAAAUUGAUGAAAUACUUCAACGAGUUUCUAGAUGGAGAAUUGAAAUCUGAUGUUUUUACAAAUUCUGAAAAGAUAAAGGAGGCAGCAGACAUCAUUCAGAAGUUGCACCUAAUCGCCCAAGAGUUACCUUUUGACAGAUUUUCAGAAGUAAAAUCCAAAAUUGCGAGUAAAUACCAUGAUUUAGAAUGCCAACUGAUUCAGGAGUUUACCAGUGCUCAAAGAAGAGGUGAAAUCUCCAGAAUGCGAGAAGUAGCAGCAGUUUUGCUUCAUUUUAAGGGUUAUUCCCAUUGUGUUGAUGUUUAUAUAAAGCAGUGCCAGGAGGGUGCUUACUUGAGAAAUGAUAUAUUUGAAGAUGCAGCAAUACUCUGUCAACGGGUAAACAAACAAGUUGGAGAUAUCUUUAGUAAUCCAGAAACAGUACUGGCUAAACUUAUUCAAAAUGUAUUUGAAAUCAAACUACAGAGUUUUGUGAAAGACCAGUUAGAAGAAUGUAGGAAGUCUGAUGCAGAGCAGUAUCUCAAAAAUCUCUAUGAUUUAUAUACAAGAACCACAAAUCUUUCCAGCAAGUUGAUGGAGUUUAACUUAGGUACUGAUAAACAGACUUUCUUGUCUAAGCUUAUCAAAUCCAUUUUCAUUUCCUAUUUGGAGAACUACAUUGAGGUAGAGACUGGAUAUUUGAAAAGCAGAAGUGCUAUGAUCCUACAGCGCUAUUAUGAUUCAAAAAACCAUCAAAAGAGAUCCAUUGGCACAGGAGGUAUUCAAGAUUUGAAAGAGAGAAUUAGACAACGUACUAACUUACCACUGGGGCCAAGUAUCGAUACUCAUGGGGAAACUUUCCUAUCUCAAGAAGUGGUGGUUAAUCUUUUACAAGAAACCAAACAAGCCUUUGAAAGAUGUCAUAGGCUUUCUGAUCCUUCUGAUUUACCAAGGAAUGCCUUUAGAAUUUUUACCAUUCUUGUGGAAUUUUUAUGUAUUGAGCAUAUCGAUUAUGCUUUGGAAACAGGACUUGCUGGAAUUCCUUCUUCAGAUUCUAGGAAUGCAAAUCUCUAUUUUUUGGAUGUUGUGCAACAGGCCAAUACUAUUUUUCAUCUUUUUGACAAGCAGUUUAAUGAUCACCUUAUGCCACUAAUAAGCUCUUCUCCUAAGUUAUCUGAAUGCCUUCAGAAGAAAAAAGAAAUAAUUGAACAAAUGGAGAUGAAAUUGGAUACUGGCAUUGAUAGGACGUUAAAUUGUAUGAUUGGACAGAUGAAGCAUAUCUUGGCUGCAGAACAAAAGAAAACAGAUUUUAAGCCAGAAGAUGAAAACAAUGUUUUGAUUCAAUAUACUAAUGCCUGUGUUAAAGUCUGUGCUUACGUGAGAAAGCAAGUGGAAAAGAUUAAAAAUUCCAUGGAUGGGAAGAAUGUGGAUACAGUUUUGAUGGAACUUGGCGUACGUUUUCAUCGACUUAUUUAUGAGCAUCUUCAACAAUAUUCCUACAGUUGUAUGGGUGGCAUGUUAGCAAUUUGUGAUGUAGCUGAAUAUAGGAAGUGUGCCAAAGACUUCAAGAUCCCACUGGUAUUACAGCUUUUUGAUACUCUGCAUGCACUUUGCAAUCUUCUGGUAGUCGCCCCAGAUAAUUUAAAGCAAGUCUGCUCAGGAGAACAACUUGCUAAUCUGGACAAAAACAUUCUUCACUCCUUCGUACAACUUCGUGCUGACUAUAGAUCUGCCCGCCUUGCUCGACAUUUCAGCUGAGGUUGAAUUUACAAGGGAAACAUGUUGUACUUCAGCAGGUCUUCGUUGACUGAAAGCACAGGAGAUUUCUUACGACACAGCCAACAUUUUAUGGAAAAAUGACUGUUUGGAAAAACAGCAGCCAUACUUACCCUUGAGAUUUUAUUUGAAAUUUGGACACUACCCGGCCAUAUUUUGCUUUUUUCCCCUUAAGUUAAAUUUUAAUUCCAUUCUUGAAUUUAACAAAUUUCAAAUUCUAAAUUUCAAAUUAUGUGAAACUACGUGUCACUCUUUUCAUCCUGGAAAAUGCUGGUGUCAGAAAACAAAUGAGAUGUUAUCACUGUUCCAGUUCAUGUUCUUUGACAUACUCCAUUGGGAAGUUUCACCAUCCUAUUUUGCAUUGAUGGUAAAAUACAGCAAAACUGCAUUUAUUAUUUACCAAUUUUUAAUGACCUUUUCAGCACUUGGUAAUUGUUAACCAAUUGUUAUUUUAGGUUUUCUUAGAGAACUUUUGCCUCUUUCAAAAGGUUAACAACUGAGCAUAAUUUCUGUAGUUUGUUAAUUGGAUUUUUCCCUGAGGUACAACAGUAGUAUUCCAAGAAAAAUGUUAUAAACUGAACUAAUAUGAUGAAAUGUUUUAUGUAGAUAUUAGGAGUGGAUCAGAAUACAUCUGCUUUCUGGGUAAAAAAACUUAAAGUUUACUAUUUCUUAUUUCAUAAACAUUUUAAGCCAAUGCUAGCAAGAAAUUAAUAAGUCUACCUUAUUUUAUAUUUCACUUAAGGUAAGGUGGAGGACCUUAACUGAAGGACCAUAUUUAUUCAUUAUUUUAAUAUUAUAAGGGAAGUAAAGUUGAGGUAUAGUCUAAAUGGUGAAUAUGAGAAAUAUUGACAGUGUUUAGCAACAAUGCAGCCCUUUAAGAUUACUUUCUUAAUACUAAACUGGAAUAAGAUGGGAUGGCUGAACACUGGUAAUCUAUUUUAAGGGGAAUCAGUAAUUGAUAGAUAGCAUUAUAUAUUCUAAGUCUGGAGACAAGCUUUGUGAAGACUGAUUGCUUUUCAGAUCUAUAGUUUCUGUCAUUAUCUUUUUCAAGGCAUUUCUGAAGCAAUUCUUGAAUGGAGUUAACUGAAUUGGCUUAAUAUGGUGACAUAAUAAAUCACUUAUAAAAUUUUAAACGUCAAGUGGAAAUUUAGCAAGGCUAUUUACUCUACAAUCUCUCUAAACUUGCUCUGCAAGAAUUCAUUCUUAUCUGUGUGUAGUAUUUCAGUUCCCUUUGUGGUGUUCGAAAUCUUCUAAGAACAGAUAAACUUUAAUGUUCAGCUCAUUCUUGGCAUUUUUUUCCUUUAAUGUAGGCUUUUUGGCCUAAUUUUGGCAAACUACUUUUCUUUUAAGACUAUGUUUCUGAAUAGUCAUCAAUCUUACCAAAACUUCCAGAUCCAGCACUACCUACUGUUUAAGUUACUAUUGACUGAAUUUUCUUAAUUUUCUGUUUAGCCCAGUGUUAUCAAGGUAAGCAAAAGAAACAAAGUAUGCCAACUUUUAUCAAAGCAUUUUAGAAAAUUGUGGCAACUUUAGAAAGCUGUCUAGUUUUCUAUUCCCUAGCCAAGGGGAGAGCCAGAACAGAUUUUGGAUAAUAGAGAAAGUCAUAUGCUUGUACUAUUGCCAUUUUAGAAAGCUCUGAUGUGAAUUCAAAUUAUACCUCUGUUACUUAAAGCCAACAAUUUUAAAGCAGUAGUUUUACUGGCCAUUUGAACUCUUUGUACAGUGUCAAUUUGUAUAAAAAAAAAAAAAAAGAGAGAAAGAGAAAACAAAAUCUUAAAUAAAACACGAGAGAACAUUUUAAGACUUCCAAAUCAGAGAAGUGCUUCAAAUUAUUUUGUUUGGAUUAAUUUUUUUAAAUGUAAAACAUAAACAUGUUGCUUAAAUAUUUUGUUAAUUAUUAUUUCCAUGCUUGAAUUUUGUGCAAUAUUUUCCAUUAUGUCCAUUGACCAAGGCAGUACAAAGAAAACUCAUAAGUGAAUACUUAAUUUAGAAGUGUUAACAUUAAUGCUUAAUAAACAAAUUCCCUGCAAUUGUUUUUUUAUUUCACUCCAUUUUUUACAUCUUAAGGAUAUCCAUACUUAAUUUUCUAAAUUAUUGCUAUUUAAGUUUUUAAGAUGUUCCUUAUUUUUUAUAGGUCUUCUCACCUCCUUUUUUUUUUUAGAAGAAAAAUACUUUUUUUUCUAAGAUUAGAAAUUUAACUGAUUAUCUUUCUUUAAAAAAUUUUGUUCUAUAAAGCCCUGUGCAUUCCUUGCAUUCUUUUUAUUCCAAUUUUUAAAGCAUUUUUUAUAUUUAUGGCCACUAUAAAAUUUUGCCCACAAUUUAUGACUCAAAAAAGAUGAUCAAUAAGUAAGAUGUUUUUCAAAUGCACAUGAUAAAAUUUUAAGUAGCAAUAAUGGAACUUUCUAUAUUAGUAACAUUAGACAACAUUUGAUUAAAGAGAAUCCUUACAGUUUUCUGCAUUUCUACAGGAGCUAACAGACAAUAUCUAUGUAAUGUUUUGAAGUGGAAAAUAUGCUCCAAAACACUGCAAAUUAUUUUUCUGAAACUUAAGUAUAUUAUGUU